Messenger RNA from Thecamonas trahens ATCC 50062, 2046 nucleotides. Its product is annotated as long-chain acyl-CoA synthetase. NCBI's taxonomy places the organism in Eukaryota, Apusomonadida, Apusomonadidae. The transcript has a single exon. Bases 1 to 2010 code for a protein of 669 amino acids. The record is from RefSeq and is a predicted model, not a curated record. Gene Ontology annotation, molecular function: long-chain fatty acid transmembrane transporter activity; long-chain fatty acid-CoA ligase activity.
AUGGUGGGACGAGUGAAGGAGGGCAUGAGGAGCUUGGUCCGCCACUCGCCGGGAGUUUCGGGACUUGUUGUUGGCCUUGUGCUGGGGCCUGUGCUCUGGUGGCUGGUGUGUGCUCUGUGGCUGGUCCUGCUGGUCCUGGCUGGCGUCGCUGCUGCUGGCCUUGCUUUCCUUGUCUCCAAAAAGGGUCUGAGAAUGCGCGAUGUACGGAUGCUCGUCGGUGGAGUCCGCAUCCAGCUGUAUCUCAAGAACGCGGACCGGAAGAACACAACUGUGGAUCAGCUCUGGGAGUCGACCGUGGCUUGGCGCGGCCGUGGCGCCCCGGCCUUUGCCCAUGUUGACUCUGGCGAGUACUUUACCUUUGGCCAGAUGGACGACGCCGCCAACCAGGUGGCGCACUGGGCGCUAGACGCCGGCCUCGAGCCUGGCACCAUUGUCGCGGUGUUUGGCUACAACCGCCCGCGGUACAUUGCCGUCUGGCUAGGCCUGGCCAAGGUCGGCGUCCGUGCCGCGCUGGUCAACACCAACCAGACUGGCGAUGUGCUGAUGCACUCGAUCGCGGUCUCGGGCGCGCAGGCCGUACUGUUUGAUGCUGCACUUGCCAACGUUGUCGCCGCUGUCCGCGACGAGCUCCGUGGCCUGCACUCGGACGUUCUGCUCGCCUGCCUUGACGACGAUGCGGCCGACGAGCUCGCGCGGGUCGACGGCGCGUCUGCCAUCGGCUGGUCAAGCCUCUCGAUCAAGCCGGUGCCAGCUGAGAGCCGUGGGUACGCUCGUGGAGUCAAGACGCGUGACCCACUGCUCUAUAUCUACACCUCGGGCACGACCGGCCUGCCCAAGGCCGCCAUCGUGACCCACUUCCGCUACCUGACUGCGGCGUCGGCGUUCUCGAUCUUUGCCAAGGUCACGCCCGACGACCGAGUCUACACCGUCCUCCCGCUCUACCACUCUGCCGCCGGUAUGAUUGGCGUGGGUAUGGUGUUGUAUGGCGGUGCCAUGAUGGUUCUCCGGUCCAAGUUCUCGGCUUCACGGUACACAGCCGACGUGGUCAAGUACGACGUCACCAUUGUGCAGUACAUCGGCGAACUCUGCCGCUACCUACUCGCGGCGCCGGCGCACCCUCGUGACGCCGACAACUCGGUCCGCCUGGCCAUCGGCAACGGUCUCCGGCCAGACGUGUGGUCCAAGUUCAAGACCCGGUUCGGCGUAGACCGCAUCCUCGAGUUCUACGCCGCCACUGAGGGCGCGGCCGCCAUUCUCAACCUGGAGGACAAGGACAACUCAAUCGGAUACAUCUCGCAACCGCUGCAGGCCAUUCUCCCGCAGCAAAUCGUCAAAUUUGACCGCAUGACCGAAGAGGUGGUUCGCGGACCCGACGGCAGGUGCAUCGCGGUCGAGACCGACGAGGCUGGCGAGUUUAUCGCCAAGAUCAUCAAGUUCAAGUCGGGCGCGACCAACUACUCGGGCUACACUUCAUCGACGGCAUCGUCGAAAAAGGUGCUCAAGGAUGUGUUCAAGCAAGGCGAUGCCUGGUUCCGCUCAGGCGACCUGCUCAAGCGCGACGACGAAGGUUUUGUCUACUUUGUUGACCGCAUCGGCGACACGUUCCGCUGGAAGGGCGAGAACGUGGCCACUUCGGAGGUUGCUGAGGUAUGCGCCCGCUUCACCGAUCCGGCCCCGCUCGAGUGCAACGUCUACGGCGUGACCGUCGGCGAGUACUCCGGCCGAGCUGGCCUGGUGGCCAUUGUCGGCGCCUCGCCUGAUGCCUUUGACUUUACCGGCUUUGCCGCUCACAUCCGCACGCACCUCGCCUCAUAUGCCGUUCCGCUCUUCCUCCGCUUUCUCCCGGCCAUGGAUCUCACCGGCACGUACAAGCACAAGAAGGUCCAGCUCCGCGACGAAGGCAUUGACCCCGAAUAUGUCCCCGACAUUUACUUCCUCUCAGGCAACACCUUUGUCCCACUCACACCCAAGCUCCACGCCGACAUCAUUUCCGGCGGCGUGCGCCUUUGAUCUGCUCUAUGCCGCUAAACUGAAGCCAUCACCCGA